GUAAGUUUUUGAAUAUUUAUUUUUUGCAUGUUUUUUCGUUGCGUUUCGCGGUUUUUGUUGUAUGACGUUUUUCUCACGGUUUUUGAUAUGUGUUUCGCGUUUUUAAAUAUAUAAUCCGCGUUUUUUUCAUAUUCUUUUCGUUAUUGUUUUAGUUUUUUGAUUUUUCGUUUUUCUUUUGUUUCAGUUUUAAAUUCAUUUUGUUUGUUUUAGUUUUUGAUUUUUGUUUUGUUUUUCGUUUGUUUUAGUUUUUUUUAAAUUCAUUCUGUUUGUCUUUUUUUUGUAAAUUUUUAAUUCAUUGUGCUUUUUUUUUAUUUUACAGAUGCAGGCAACCAGGAGGGAGCGGGCCUACCUUAGGGCGGCCAACGAGUGGCUGCGGCGGGAGGAUGAGGAGGGUGAAACCCUGGAAGGCGAAAAUAUUUUCGCCAUCCAGGAUCUCCAUCGUCGAGCCGCCAAAUGGUUGACGGAUGCCGAGGACGAGGCCUACAUGGCCGGGGCUCGCUGGGAAGGAGGUGUCGGUCCGGACACCCCGAGAGCGCGGUGGGUCCGCGCUGUGAGGUGCGAGGCGCGUGCCCUGGAGGCCGAGGGCGAGCACCUGCUCGCCCUGUACGAUGUCGAGGAUGCCUGGGCCCUCAGGAUCCUCUUCGGGGAGGAGUCCACCCGGCCUGACCUGACGGAGGAGGGCUGGUCCCUGGAGCAGUGGGACUGAGAUCCCCCUCCACCCCCCUUUAAUUAGAUUAAAUUUUAAAAAAUUGUAUUUUCUAAUUUUAAGUUUUUUAAAUAAAAUAAAAUUUUAAAAGGAAUAUUUUCUUUUUGCUAUUUUUAUUCAUUCCCCUCAAUUUAUUUCCCUUAGUUUUCACAUUUUAUAAGAAAAAAAAAAACAAAUAAAUUAUAAUAUAAAAAAAAAAAAUAAAAAAAAACCUGUACUUUAGUUUUAAGUUGAUUGUUACAUCCGUCGAAGUAAACUCAUUAAAUUCUUUUUAAAUAAUUAGGAGUAGAAAUUGCCAAACAGGGUUCAAUUAUUGGGAGGACCCAAAGGCCAGCCAAAUAAUAAAUAUUAAUAGAAAUUUUCCAGACGGAUUUCUCUUCCGAAAAUCCGUCGUAAAAGGAAAUAAGUUGGGUCUGUCAUGCUGAAGGCAUCUGGAGUUCAUGCCCAGUUCAUUUCCCGCAAUUUUAAAAUUUUAAAUUUACUUUCAAUGGACAAAUGCAUUAAGGGAACUCAAGCCCUUUCUUUUAUUAUUUAUUUUAGCGUGGGGCCAGACCCUUGUAAACUAAAAUUCGAGUUUCCGUCCCAUUAGAAAUUUUAUGGGGGUUCUAUGAGUCCUCUUCGUAACGAGAAGUCAUAAAUCCCUUUUUGACAAUUUUUAAAU
This is a messenger RNA of Diachasmimorpha longicaudata, 1367 nucleotides long. RefSeq lists its product as uncharacterized. Bases 320 to 706 code for a protein of 128 amino acids. The transcript is spliced from 2 exons. Lineage: Eukaryota; Metazoa; Arthropoda; Insecta; Hymenoptera; Braconidae. The record is from RefSeq and is a predicted model, not a curated record.